Molecule: messenger RNA, 1618 nt
Organism: Arachis duranensis
Lineage: Eukaryota; Viridiplantae; Streptophyta; Magnoliopsida; Fabales; Fabaceae
Product: F-box/kelch-repeat protein At3g23880-like
Exons: 1
Coding region: 91-1419 (442 amino acids)
Molecular function (GO): protein binding
Source: RefSeq, a predicted model, not a curated record
CAAUAGCCAAUUCAAAUUUCAAAUCUCGGGGGCUGAGUGAAUUGCUAUAGGAAUUGCGAAAAGCGCAGCAUUUCAUUUCAAUUACCAAGCAUGGAUAAGAAGAAGCAGGAGCACACAGGGAACAAACCGAAACAGCAAUCGACCAUGGAGAAGAAGAAGAAGAAGCAGCACCAGCAAAAUGAGAUUCACAAGAGCAAGAGCAUUCACGACACUCUCCCUCUUGAGCUGAUUCACAGAAUCUUACUGAGGGUUCCGCUCAGACAUCUCGUUCGCCUCAAGUGCGUUUCAAAGCUUUGGCACUCUCUCAUUUCCGAUCCCGACUUUGCGGAAUCGCAUGUUCACCUCUCUGCCGCACCCACCCAUGUAUGCCUCCUCAUAAACGAUUACUCCAAGGCUUGCUCCGUUGACAUUGACACAAUAUUUCACGGCUACAAGCAUGCUACUGCAGUAAAAGAGGUAUCUCUCCCUUUCAAGAUGAAAAAACAUUAUGAUUUUGAAGUUAUGUGCUCCUGCAGAGGCUUUGUUCUCUUACACCGAGCUCCGCAUUUUUUUGUCGUAUGGAAUCCAGUGACUGGAUCCAGCAAAAUAGUAUCCUACUCUCACAUUGUUUCUCGUUGUAAUCGCAAUUGGUGUUUGUUUCCCCGUAGUGCGAUUUUGUAUGGAUUUGGUUACGAUGCUUCACAGGAUGACUACUUAGUUGUUGUAGCUUCUCGGGAUAAGAAUGGCCAAGACUACUUUGAUUGCUUGUCUUUGAGAACCAAUUCAUGGAUUAAUCUUGAUUCUGCACUCCCCAAACCCUUGGGUGUGAGGAACUGGGAAUCGUGUGGGUUCUUCUUGAAUGGCGCUAUUCAUUGGUCGUCUUGCACUCUUGGAGUUAAAGAUUACAGUAUUCUUAUAUUUGAUUUGAAGGAAAAGAGUUUCUCAACCAUAUCUAUGCCUGAACAAGUAAUGUGUUAUCUCAAACCCACUCGUCUCGCCCUACUAGGAGGGUGCCUAGCCUUGUAUUCAUAUGAAUACGGUAAAACUAACAUAUGGGUGAUGAAAGAAUACAAAGUGCAUUCAUCUUGGACUUUUUAUCAGAUUUCUCGUGGAGAGUGUGUGCCUCUAUGCUUAUCCAAUGGUAGUGACAUUGUUGCACUAGAUCCUGCCCCAAUAUCUACAUAUACCGACUUAAGGUUUGUCAAAUAUAAUGCCAGAGGAGAGCUCCUCCGAAUCAAUUAUUUUGAUUAUCCUCAUCUCCAACAUUUUAAAUAUAGUAGUCAUGGAUUGUCUAAUUCCGGCACAAGCUACACUGUAUACACAGAGAGUCUCGUGUCACUCCCUAGUGACAUUAAGGAUAAGGAUAGGGAUAAAGGACAAGAAGAAGAAAAACGGUAUGUAACUAUUCUCCUAUGCAUUGCACUAUGUUAUUCCUCAUAGUUUUCCUUGCUUUGUGAUUAAUUAAAAGUACCAAGCAAGAUGCAUUAUGCAUCAAGUUGCAAUCAGAUGCAGGGUUUGGCUAUUGUUAGAAUUUGUCAAUGCUUAGGGAAGAAUUGAUCACUGUCUUGCUUCCUAAAGCCUAUUCUUGUGGUGAGGGGUUUUAAGUUAUUUCUUUUUUCAUGUCUAUUGCGGUGGUUAU